This is a messenger RNA of Clonostachys byssicola, 996 nucleotides long. NCBI's taxonomy places the organism in Eukaryota, Fungi, Ascomycota, Sordariomycetes, Hypocreales, Bionectriaceae. The record is from the annotation of a GenBank genome assembly.
AUGCUCUGCAUUCGAUCUCGAGCACUCUCCUCCCUAUUCACGGGCCGACGAACCUUUGCAACGGUUGGCACUUCUCGCAUGCCUACCGCUGUCAACCCAUCCUUGUCUGAGAUUCGCAACCAGCGUCUUGAUGAGAGAAAUCUGGAGACUGCCGUCCGGGCUCUAUAUGAAGAUGGCCUUGUCGUCAUUGAAGAUGCCAUUCAACGUGAGAAGCUUGAUGCUUUAAACGAGAAAAUGGUCGAGGACACUAGAACUCUUCAGUCUCUUGGUGAUAAAAGCCCAUUCAAUUACAACAAGGGCAACUUGCAGCAAGAUGCCCCUCCGGUCGCCAAAUACUUCUUCCCAGAGGUUUUCACCAACCCCUUGGCCACUCAAGUCACCACAGCCGUCCUGGGGCCACGACCUAAGUGGACCUUUUGCUCAGCCAACUCAGCCGUAGGCAAAACUCCUGAUAUCGAACCUCAGCGACAGCCUGUACACUCGGACGCAGAUUUCGCCCAUCCACCUAACCCGUUCGCUCUGGUGGUCAACGUUCCUCUAGUCGCCACGAAACCCGAGAACGGCUCCACCGAGCUCUGGCUUGGAACACACACACCUUACGGGAUCGAAGCUCAGGAGGGCGCACACGGAGACCGCGCCAGCGGCCGGAUCCAAGAGCACCUUUUAAGGGAGAGGGAGAAGAUUUCGCCACCCAUACAACCAACAAUUAACAAGGGAAGUGUCAUUAUUCGUGACUUGAGAUUGUGGCACGCAGGAAUGCCUAACUACACCCCUGAAACGAGGGUCAUGCUGGCUAUGAUUCACUUUGCCCCAUGGUAUAGAAACCCCAUGAGAUUAGAACUAGCCGAGGAUGUGAGGCCCAUUAUUGAACAGCUAGAGCGAGAUGGAAAACUCGGAUUGCAAGUGCCCGUGGACUGGAAGCCUACCGAGGAGACUUUGAGGACGUAUUUGGGACGAGGAUUCGGAAACAGCUACGAUUUCAACCAGGCGGCCUGA